This is a messenger RNA of Syngnathus typhle (broad-nosed pipefish), 4568 nucleotides long. RefSeq names its product dynein, axonemal, heavy chain 9 (gene dnah9). The coding region runs from base 570 to 4568 and encodes 1332 amino acids. NCBI's taxonomy places the organism in Eukaryota, Metazoa, Chordata, Actinopteri, Syngnathiformes, Syngnathidae. The transcript has 27 exons. The record is from RefSeq and is a predicted model, not a curated record.
UGUGAUUCUAUGAGAGGAUGAGUCAACUUCAGAAGAUCAUUAGCAUGAUGCCCACAUUCCUCAAAAAUGCUCAAGAUCAAUACUUGCAACUGGAUGAUCCACAGGUUGUCACCCCACUGCUGUCCAACAGUAGGAACCACACCGAAUGGCCUCAGGUGCUAGCCCAAGAUGUGAAGAACCUCCUCCACUCCCUCAAGAGCGGCGUGUUUGUCAUGACAGGCCAAGUCAAAGGUCGGACACUGCUGCCCCUUUCUGUCGGUUUAGACGCUGUGGAGACGGAUAACAGGUAAGCCGAGCGGACUGUAUGAUAAUGCGGCAUAUUUUCAUUCAAAGCUGUGAAAUUUCUCAGGGGGGAAACAAUAGAUAAAAGCAUCAUCCACUCCUUGGAGUCAACAGUGAUUGAGUGGAGCCAUCAGAUCCGUGCAGUGCUGAUAAAAGAACCAGCGGAGGCUUUGCUUGAAGGCAAACCCCCCACACCGCACACAGAGCUGCUCUUCUGGAAGAACAGAUAUGCUGAUUUGGAGUGCAUUUACACCCAAUUAACAUCACACAAAGGGAGCAAAACGGAGAUGCUGCUUGACGUUGUGGAGAGCAGCUAUUCUCCCGCUUUUCAAAACAUCCGACGGGAAGUCCGGGAAGCCUUGGAGGAGGCAAAGGACAUCUGUACCUACUUGGCACCACUGCAGCGUCUGUUUGAAGACAUGGAGAAUGGAGAGUUUUCCCAUGUCAAAGGUCAGAUGGGCCCCUUGAUGCACACAGUAUGUCUUGUGUGGGCCAACUCCGGACACUACAACACUCCACCGCGACUCAUUCUUCUACUCCAAGAGAUCUGCAAUGUCCUCAUACAACAGGCUCGCGGUUAUUUGAUACCAGAAGAACUUCUCAAAGGCGAGCUUUCCGAGAGUCUUCUGAAAGUGAAAACAACCUUGGACAUUUUGGAACUCUUCAAGAGCACCUUUGAGGACCACCGAAACAAUCUGAGCCAGUACCAGAGGAAUGGGAACUUGGUGAAACCUUGGGAUUUUUCCUCGACCUUGGUCUUCUCUGGACUCGAUAGCUUUCUCGACAGACUCGUGUCCACACAAGAUAUCCUUUUGGUAGCAGUGGACUUCUCAAAGCUUGAGAAAUUAGAGAUUGGAGGUGUUAGAGGCCGAGCGCUAAGCCAACAGGUCCACCAACUCCACCAGGAGUUUAUGGAUCGUUUCAAGAGCUUAACAGAGAAGCCCUAUGACUGCUUGGACCUGGACAACAAGGAGUUUGAGAACGACGUCCUCGACUUCAAAUUGUUAGCCGAUGACACGGACCGGCGAUUAGGAGCCAUCUUCUGUCAGGCCUUUGACGACGCUUCAGGAUUGGAACAUUCCUUCAAGGUUGUGGAUAUGUUCAGAGGCUUGUUGGAGCGUCCUUUGGUAGCUCAAGAUGCUUUGGACAGAUACUCAUGCUUAGUAAGCAUGUUUGACAAGGAUCUGGACAACUGCAAAGUCCUGUACCAGGAACUGAAUAAGAAUAUGCCAGCAGUAGCUGGAGGGCUGAGAUGGGCCCAAGAGCUGCAGCAGCGCAUGCAGACACCCUUCUCCAAAUUCAAAUUCUGCUCCUACCCGUGCCUGGAGUCAGCACAAGGAGUUUGGGUCAUGGGGAAGUAUGAGGAGCUGAUGCAAGAGGUUGACAGAUACCGCAUCAGCCUGUACGAGACAUGGACGAGGACCGUUGACAGCAGUUGUCAUCACAACCUCAGCCUCCCCUUAAUCUGCAGAGACGCAUCCUCGCCACUGAUCUCGGUCAACUUUAACACCCAGCUUGCAUCCGUGUUGAGGGAAGUGAAGUACCUGGAGGCCACACAGACUGAAGUGAUUCCCGACACUGCGGUGCAGAUUUAUGCUAGCAGAUGGCACUUGUGGGAGUUUGUGGCCAGCCUGGAACUCGCUGCAGGACGAUACAACAAGAUGAUUCAGUCUGUGCUUGAUGUGGAGAAUCCACUACUCCAGAGACAGCUCAGUGAUGUCGAUACCCAGCUGAGAAAGGCUGAAGAGAGCCUCAGUUGGAACAGCCAAGGCAUUUGGCAGUAUAUUCAAGAGUUGCGGGAUUCCAUCUGUGACCUGGAGAGCCGACUCCAAAAGACCAAAGACAAUGUGGAAGAGAUCCAGAAUUGUAUCAAAUCCUGGAGAAAUCUUCAGCUUUUCAUGUCGGAUCCAUCCUCAGAAGAUUGGAAAGCCUAUGUGGACUAUAUUGACGAUAUGGUGAUUGAUGGAUUUUAUCAUUGCAUAGAGUGUUCACUCAAGUUUUUCCUGGAAAACACAGAUGAAAGAGACAAUAUAGUACCCCUGUUUGAGGCCCAGCUGGAUCUCAAAGUUCCUCACAUGGUGUUUGUACCAUCUCUGGAGUAUGGAGAAAGAGCAAAUUUCCAUGACCUGGUGGAGAGUCUCAUCAAUGACGUGUUCCGAGUGUCUUCAUUGGUGCCACGCCUCUCCCAGCGCAGUUCUUUUCCUCACUACCAGGCUGACAUGGAAGACAUGCCGGACUUGGCAGAUAUGCGUCUUCUCCUCAUGGAUCGUGUGCAGAGCGUCAUGACGACUUGCUGCAUUUUCCGGAAUUCGUUGGAACGCUACAGUUACCUUUACGUAGAUGACAGGAAGGAGUUUCUGCACCAGUUUCUCCGCUAUGGUCAUGUUCUGACCGACCAGGAAAUGGAAGAUCAAGUUGAAGAUUCUAUCCCAGAGAAGCCACCGACGUUGGAUAACUUUAAAGAUCAAGUGGAUAGGUAUGAGAAGAUCUAUGAUGAGGUGCAAGAUCUGGAGCCAGUCCACCUAUUCCAUGGCUGGAUGCGUGUCAACAGCCGCGGCUUGAAGAUUGCCCUGCUCAACACCAUCAAGAAAUGGAGCUUCAUGUUCAAACAACACCUUAUUGAUCAUGUCACUAACAGUCUAUCAGAACUGGAGAGUUUCAUCAUCAUGGCCGAAACUAGCCUCAGCCAGCAAGUAGAGGAAGGAGACGACAAGAGCCUGGUGGGAGUCUUGGGCCAUUUGCUUGCUGUCAAGGAGAGACAACACACGACAGAUGGCAUAUUUCAGCCAUUGCAGCAAACCAUUGCUUUGCUCAAAGAUUAUGAGCAGGAUCUCCCUGACGCUGUGCACAAGCAGUUACAAGAGUUGCCCGAAAAGUGGAGCAAUGUGAAAAAGAAGGCGGUGCAAGUCAAACAGCAAGUAGCGCCUCUGCAAGCCGUCGAGGUUGCCACUUUGCGAAGAAAGUGCGCUUCGUUUGAAGUGGAGCAACGCACGUUCCGGGAACAUUUUCGCAACAAUGGGCCCUUCAGAUUCGACAGCGAGAAUCCGCACCAGAUGUUGGACAUAUUUCACAGGCAGAUCCAGGAGCAGGAGGCAGAGAUGGCCUCCCUGGUGGAAUCCGCCAGCUUGUUUGAGGUGACUGUCUCGGAAUACAAACAGCUACGCCGAUGCAGGCGUGAGGUGGGCUUGCUCAAGGAGCUGUGGGACAUGAUCACUCUGGUGGAAUCCAGCAUGGGCGAAUGGAGAAUGACUCCCUGGAGGAAGAUUGAUGUGGAGGACAUGGAGUUGGAGUGCAAACGCUUCUCAAAAGAUAUUCGAGGGCUGGAUAAGGAGAUGAGAGCGUGGGAGGCCUUCACAGGUUUGGACAGCAUGGUAAAGAACCUUCUCAUUUCCCUGAGGGCGGUUGCAGAGCUGCAGAAUCCAGCCGAAACCACUCUGGCUGAUCUGCUGCAACUGAACCUGCAUGCUUUUGAAGAAGAAGUGAGAGGGAUUGUAGACAAGGCUGUGAAAGAGCUGGGAAUGGAGAAAGUUCUUUCGGAGCUCAACUCCACAUGGACAGGUAUGCGGUUCCAAUAUGAGCCGCACCAUCGUACCGGAAUCCCUUUACUGCGUUCGGACGAGGAACUUAUCGAGACGUUGGAAGACAACCAGGUCCAACUGCAGAACCUGAUUUCUUCCAAGUACAUUGCCCACUUCUUGGAUGAAGUAUCAUCUUGGCAGAGUAAGCUCUCUGUGGCCGACUCUGUCAUCUCCAUCUGGUUUGAGGUGCAACGGACGUGGACUCACCUGGAGAGCAUCUUCAUCGGCUCAGAGGACAUUCGGUCACAGCUGCCUGAGGACUCUAAGCGCUUCGAAGCGAUUGAUGCCCAUUUCAAAGAGUUGGCGAACUGGCUGCAUCAAACGCCCAACGUUGUAGAGGCCACCAAUCGACCUGCUCUGUUUGACAAAUUGGAGAACAUCCAGUGCAGGCUGUCCCUUUGCGAAAAGGCUCUGGCGGAUUAUCUGGACAUCAAGCGACUGGCGUUCCCUCGCUUUUACUUCGUCUCUUCAGCUGAUCUCUUAGACAUUCUUUCGAAUGGAACCAACCCACACCAGGUCCAGAGGCAUCUGUCGAAGCUAUUUGACAACAUGGCAAAAAUGGAAUUUGAAGUAGAUGAAAAGGGAAAUCCUUCUAAGACGGGCCUGGGCAUGUAUAGCAAAGAAGGGGAGUAUGUCCCUUUUAAUCAGUCUUGUGACUGCGCUGGACAGGUAAACAUCUACUUCUCAUGUAAAUGUCUUCUAGGCUGA